UGUUAUCACAGCACCACGUCGCGCUUUAAGCAUCUGGAGCAUCGUCGUGAAGAUGGCGUCCGGGUCGGCUUGGCAGCAGUACUACUGCCCGACCGGUCAGGGGAAAUUCAGCUCAUCGGCGGCGACCAGCAUGUCCUUCCAGACCGGCAUCACCAUGGAAUAUACCCAAGACCUGCACCUGAAGAUGAGCAAGAAGAUAGCGCAGCUAACCAAGGUUAUCUAUGCGCUCAACACGAAAAACGACGAACACGAGGCGGCCAUCUCCACUCUGAAGGAGGCCCACGAAGAGGAGGUGCAGCAGAUUCUGUCGGAGACCAGAGAGAAGAUACUACAGGUCUUUACGUUUGAUUACAAGAGCAAGAUCAGCGACGAGAUGGACCUGAAGAGGCGGAUCCAGUCUCUGGAGGAGUCCAUGGAGCUGCACGAGAGGAUGAAGAGACAGGCGCUGGCAGAGUUUGAGGGCUACCGUCAGAGGGUGGAGGACAUGCAGCUUUGCACCGAGGCUCAGCACACACAGCGGGUGGUGUCCAUGUCGCGGGAGGUGGAGGAGAUGCGGCGGUCCUUCGAGGAGAAGCUGCGCACGUUCAGCCAGGCCCAGGCCCAGUUUGAGCAGGAGAAGAGGGCGGCUCUGGAGGAGCUGAAUGGCCAGCACCGGCAGGAGGUCCAGGAGCUCCUGCGCAGCCACCAGAGUCAGAACGCCGACUACAGUAAAGACCAGGAGAAACUGGGGCAUCUCCAUAAAGCCGAGGUGGAGUCGAUGACGGAGCGGGUGGAGGAACUCAAACAGGACAAGAAGAGACUGGUGGAGGAGUACGAGGCCAAACUCAGCAAGGCUCAGGCCUUCUACGAACGCGAGCUGGAGGGCAUGAAGAGAACUCAGCAGCUGACCGCCGACAACCUGUUGGCAUGGAAACGCACCGAAUCCGAGCUGCGGCGGGAAUUCCAGACUCAGGAGGCGGCGCUCCAGAAGACCCUCGGAAAACUGAGGGCCGAGUUACUCCGGAUAACGGAAGAAGCUCGGGAAAACCGGGAGAAGUCCCACCGGCUUCAGGCCUCCCUGACCACGGCCGAGAGCAGCGUCAAGGACCUCACCAAGCAGCUGGACGAGGUGACCCAGAACUCCGAAAUUGUGGAGAUCCGUCAGAAGGAAGCCGAGUGUGAACUCGAGGCAGCCAGAGACCGAGUUCAGCAGCAAGCCACUGAAAUCCUGCUCAAAGCCAGUCAGAUCAGCAGCCUGCAGGCCACCCAGAUGACCCAGGAAGCAGCGAUCAGGGACGUGGACAACGAGCGCAGCCGGCUGAAGGACAAAGUGCUGAGGAUGGAAGAGGAGAGGGAGUCCCUGCAGAGCCAGAGCCGAGCCCUGGACGAACGACAGAAGCAACAGCUCCAGUCCCUGGAGAAGACGCUGCGUGACGAGAAGUCGUCCCACGAGAGGGACAUGACCGACAUGCAAGGUCGAUCCGAAGAGGAGGCCAGCCAGAUGAAGGAGAGCCAGGCCCGAGCCCUGGAGGAGAUCUCCAAGAAGCACAGAGUGACCCUGGAGAACGCCCUCAACAACGCGGAGAAGGAAAAGAACCGCAUGCUGGCCGAGCUGGAGCAGCAGUUUGAGAGGGAGCGCCUCUCGCUGGAGGAGCAGAAGACGACUCUCAGGCAGCAGCUGGCCGAGCUGAGCGAGGAGCUCAACUCCAGACUCGCCGAGGCCAGCCGAGAGUUGAUCCGGCUGCAGGAGGAGGUGCAGCAGGGGGAGCAGGACGUCGGGAGGGCUGAGGGACAGAUCUCCACACUUAAGGAGGCGCAGGACAAACUGCUGGAGGAGCUGGACGCCACCAGGGCCCGACUGAGGGAGACCAGCAACCUGCUGACCGCUCUGCAGGGAGAGCUGGAGAUCCAGAGGCGUCAGCAUGAAGCCAAACUCAUCACCACCAAAGAAGAAGAGAAACACAAGAUGGACAAGAUGGCUCUGGAGCUGGAGCUCAAAUGGACCGAAACACUCAGGCAGGAGUGUAAGAAGCUCCGCGAGGAGCUGAGAGAGGACCACGUGGAGGACAAGGCCGCCGCGCUGAGUCAGCUGGCACAAAGCAAGGAACAGGAAAUGAGCAACGCCAGGGAGAGCUGGCAGAGGAAAGUGGAGGACCUCCUGGAACAGAUCUCCCUGUUGAAGCAGAGUCUGGAGAUGCAGCUGUCCCAGUCGCAGUCGUCGCUGCAGCAGCUGCAGCACCAGUUCAGCCAGGAGAGAGAGCACCUGAGGAUGCAGCUGGACGAGCUGCAGACGGAGCACCAGAGGCGGCAGCAGCGUCUGCAGGAGGUCCACCGCUGCUCCGUGCAGGACAUGGAGCACGCCAGGAAGAGGGACCUGAAGGAGUUGGAAGUGCGCCUCCGCCAUCAUCACCACGCAGAACUGCAGUCUCUCAGAGAGGCUCACCGCCAGAGCAUCGAGACUCUCAAACAGCAGUCGGAACAAGAGCUGCAAACACUCCGCUUUGAACUGGAGGACGAGGGCAAAGCCAUGCUGGCCUCUCUGCGAUCAGAGUUGAACCACAUCCACGCGUCGGCCAUCGAACACCUGAGACAAACCCACCAACAGGAGUCAGCUGCUGCCAAGCUGGAGCUGGAGAAAACCCUGGAGAACAACCGGACACAGGAGCGGGAGCUGUUGGGCCGGAUCGCCGAGCUGCAGGAGGAGGUCUCCAGGAGGAAGAACCACAUCGCUCAGCUGGACCACCAGAUCCACACGCUCAACGAAAACAUCAGCACUCUGACUAAAGAGCUGGAGCUGAAGGGCAAGGAGGUGCUCAAGAUCCGCAGCGAAGCCAAUCAGCAGAUCAGGGCUCACGAACAAGAGUUGACGAAGAGGCACGAGAGAGAGCUCGCCGAAAUGAACGCCAUCCACAGCCGGGAGACGCAGAACAUGCUGUCGGACUUCAACAAAGCCCAGGAAGUGCUCAAGGACAAGAUCUCCGCCCUUCAGAUACUGCUGGAGGGAACCGAGGACAAGUUCAGGAACAGGGAGAGUCGCCACGAGGACCUGAAGGUCAUUGCCGAGCUGAGGGCCAUGGUGUCUGAGAGAGAGUCUCUGGUCAAGAAGCUGGUGGACGAUAAGAAGUUCUACCAGCUGGAGCUGGUCAACAGGGAGACCAACUUCAACAAAGUGUUCAACGCCAGCCCCAACGUAGGAGUCAUCAACCCGCUCAUUAAGCAAAGGAAAAAGAAUGAGAAAACAGCCGCCAGCCGAUUCAGCAGCUCUCCCAAUGUCAGGGCUCUGGAGGCAGCCGGUAUGGGCGUGGCAGGUUCAGGAAGUGGGCAGCCCCCACUGCCCCCACCCCCGCCCCCAGCCCAGCCCAGCCGCCUAGAGCCCCUCCCCAACUCCCCCCUCCACCACCUUGAACUCAACUCCAACAAACCUCUUCCCCCGCCGACCCCUCCUCCCACCGAACCCAAGAAAUUCAUGAGCCCUCCUGAGACGAAGGACCCGUCCAUCGACUCCCCGGAGGCCCAGCGCCAGGAGUGGUUCGCUCAAUACUUUUCCUUCUGAUCGGCCACGAAGCUGCAGACACGAGGAUCCAGCAUGUCGACCAAAACGUCAAGAACUAAACAAACAAAAAAGACAAAGAGAAAAAAGUGUUUAAAACUAUUUGUUUUUUUAUUGCGUUGAGAGGUUUUUUGUGGGGGGGGGGGGCGUCAAUUCACUUUGUGGUCCGUCAACUGAAGCUGUGGUCCGCGGGGUGAGACCCGGCCGUCAGACGUCACCACUCGGGUCGGAUCUGAUUGAUUGUUUGAUUAUCUCUGAUUGUUUCACUGUGGACGAGUUCCUCUCUUGUGACGAUGAUCAUCAGUAUGUUCGAUGUUUAUUUGAUUUCUUGACUUCCUAACUUGUUUUGCGGUUUCUCGGAACUAGGAAAUAAACCAGUGAUGCAUUUUCAUGCUGCUAAUUGCCAUUGUUGGACUACAGUAAGAAAUAUAUCUAUAUAAAGAAAUAAACGGUAGGCUAUUGUGCUCUUUCUUUCUCUCUCUCUCUCUCUGUGGGCCCACUGCAUUCAGUAUCUUAGACUAGGAGCGCUGAUCUAAGACCAGCUUGCCUCCUCAUUUGUGGCGACAUUUACAUGGGACCUGAUCCUAGAUCAGUCUGACUCCUCUGACAUGCUCCAUGAACACAGGCUCUGAUUUUAGGACGUCACCAUCAUGGCAAGUUUGUUACAGCUGCAUAGCAGAUUUUGGUAGAAUAUUAAAAACCUGUUUGUAUGGUUGUCUGUCUCAACACAGAUAUAAUGAUGUCUCACCAAUUUUAAAAACAAAAAUAGCAUAUUUUAUAUUUAUAUUAUAAUGUGUAUGCUUAAUAAAUAAUUAUUGUGACAUUUA
Pseudoliparis swirei is the source of this 4356-nucleotide messenger RNA. It is a transcript of the gene fam184ab, whose product is annotated as family with sequence similarity 184 member Ab. Bases 53 to 3532 code for a protein of 1159 amino acids. Lineage: Eukaryota; Metazoa; Chordata; Actinopteri; Perciformes; Liparidae. The record is from RefSeq and is a predicted model, not a curated record. The transcript is spliced from 22 exons.